This is a messenger RNA of Phytophthora infestans T30-4, 521 nucleotides long. RefSeq lists its product as uncharacterized. NCBI's taxonomy places the organism in Eukaryota, Oomycota, Peronosporomycetes, Peronosporales, Peronosporaceae. The transcript is spliced from 2 exons. The coding region runs from base 1 to 465 and encodes 154 amino acids. The record is from RefSeq and is a predicted model, not a curated record.
AUGCAGAUGCAACAGGUGCGCGCUGGCCGCGCGGCCCAGGUGCCCGUGCCGCCGGCGAGUGCUGCGCCGCUUGAGAUUUCAAGGGAAAUGCGGCAGCAUCUGCGACUGACGCGACACAGUGCGUUCGAGCGGCACCAGGAGAACGCGCAAUGGACCAAAGAAAUUCUCGACUGUGGCACGAGUCGAAACGACGUGUCCAGGACACCCAGUGGCCUAACAUCGUCACUCGAGGAGCUACAGAAACACAUCGAAAUUAAGAAACACGCUGCUGACGAGCUAGAGCGGCAAUUGGUGCAACAGCAAGAGACACAACAGGCGACACAGCGAAGGUUUGAGGAAAUGUUGAACGCGCUGAAGACAAUAGGCGACGCCGCUACGUUAAAGAACUGCGAAGAAAAACUGGAAGCCGAAAAGAAACUGUUGCUGCCAAGUGAGCAGCGCAAAAUGGAGAUCAUUCGAUUAUAGACCGUUUUGUAUGGUGCAACCUCAGGGGUUUUAAAGAAUGCUACACUUUCCAUGUU